Messenger RNA from Pundamilia nyererei, 1924 nucleotides. RefSeq names its product methionine adenosyltransferase 2Aa (gene mat2aa). Gene Ontology annotation, molecular function: ATP binding; methionine adenosyltransferase activity. Gene Ontology annotation, biological process: S-adenosylmethionine biosynthetic process. The transcript is spliced from 8 exons. The coding region runs from base 268 to 1422 and encodes 384 amino acids. The record is from RefSeq and is a predicted model, not a curated record. Lineage: Eukaryota; Metazoa; Chordata; Actinopteri; Cichliformes; Cichlidae.
AUGGUCUGUGCUCAACAAUAACAUUGGCUGCAGAGCAAUGAUUUGAGGGGUCUGAGGAAAUUCGUGCAGACCAUAAAUUCAGCUGUCUGGUCCGUCCUGUUUUCCCUGAACUUUAACUGUGGUUGUCGCUUUGUGUGUGCGUGUGUAUGUGUGAGAGAAGAGCGAGCAGGUGACCCUAGUGAAGGUGUAAAACGUGUCUCCCGGUUUUCUAUUAAAGCUGUGUAGUGGGUAUAUAGUCGGCUAGCUUGUAAGCUAAGAGUGGCUAAAAUGAACUACCAGAUGAACGGUUUCAUUAACAACAGCAGCUCGGUUUACGAUGAAGACUGCUUCCUCUUCUCUUCUGAGUCAGUUGGAGAAGGACACCCCGAUAAAAUCUGUGACCAAAUCAGCGAUGCCGUGUUGGAUGCACACCUCAGACAAGAUCCUGAUGCCAAAGUAGCAUGUGAAACUGUUGCCAAGACUGGGAUGAUCCUGUUGGCUGGGGAAAUCACCUCCAGGGCUAAUGUGGACUACCAGAAGGUUGUCAGGGACACAAUUAAACAUAUUGGCUAUAACGACUCUUCGAAAGGCUUUGAUUACAAGACUUGCAAUGUGCUGGUGGCUUUGGAGCAGCAGUCCCCUGACAUUGCCCAGGGCGUUCACCUGGAUCGCAAAGAGGAGGAUGUCGGAGCCGGUGAUCAGGGUCUGAUGUUUGGGUAUGCCACUGAUGAGACAGAGGAGUGCAUGCCGCUUACCAUUGUCCUGGCUCACAAGCUCAAUGCCAAGAUGGCUGAAUUGCGCAGAAAUGGAGAGCUGCCCUGGCUCCGCCCCGAUUCCAAGACUCAGGUGACUGUUCUGUACAGGCAGGACAGAGGAGCCAUGGUACCUCUGCGCGUCCACACAAUUGUGAUCUCUGUGCAACACGAUGAGGCCGUAGGUUUGGAUGAGAUGCGUUGCUCUCUGAAGGAGCGGGUGGUGAAAGCCGUGGUUCCCAGCGGGUUUCUUGACGAUGACACCAUCUAUCACCUGCAGCCCAGUGGGCGCUUUGUCAUUGGAGGACCACAGGGUGAUGCUGGACUGACCGGGCGUAAGAUUAUUGUCGAUACUUACGGGGGUUGGGGAGCCCAUGGCGGUGGAGCUUUUUCUGGGAAGGACUACACAAAGGUAGACCGCUCUGCAGCCUACGCUGCCCGUUGGGUGGCCAAAUCCCUAGUAAAAGCUGGGCUCUGCAAGCGUGUCUUGGUCCAGGUAUCCUAUGCCAUUGGUGUUUCCCAUCCCCUCUCUGUCUCAAUCUUCCACUACGGGACCUCCCAGAAGAGUGAAAGGGAGCUGCUGGACAUUGUGAACAAGAACUUUGACCUCCGUCCAGGAGUUAUUGUCAGGUAUUCUGUGACAGUAUCAGGUCUUUGCUACCAAACCUGCACUUUAGUUCUGUUUUAUUAGGAUUGUUGUCAUUUGGUUUUAAACAAGAGGCAUAAAAAAGCUAGUCAUGUAGUCUAAGCCCUUAGCUGUACAGGCCUAGAAACUGGUCUGAGCAUCUGGCAGCCUACGGUUACUACGGAGAAAAAUGUGGAUUCCUUGACCAGCUGGCAAGUAGUUGGUAGGUGAAAUUGGGCACAAAGUAGGUGGUUUUACUUCUCUAUAUUUCAGCAGUGAAAGUGGCAUUCACCCAAUCAGACGUUAUUCCCUCUCUUGGGGUCUGGGGCCUAAAUGUCAGAAAACUCUCAAAAUGGAACCUAGUCUGUUAAUGAGGUAAAACAUUGGCAUGUGUAUUUGAGUUAUAUGAUAUAACAUUCCUCUACAAUCUUGUGUUUUUAACAUCUCUAAACAACAAGUUUCAGCUAUUGUAUGUUGUUAAAACCGUUCCUUUAACCAAACUGCAUUUGUGAUGCCGACUACCAAGAGCAGAAAUGUUUAGCUGGCGAGUCACUCUAUUUAAUUCUUG